AUGUUUGAAAUGUAUAUAGAAGCUACUGUGCGAGGCUACCAUGCAUAUCUUGAUAAUGCAUCUGUUCGGAUUGGUGAAAUAUUGGCAUGCGAAAUGGAGCUCGACAAUUCUCACGACAAAUAUGCUGUGGCGGUCAAAAACCAAGAUGGAAACCUGGUUGGAGAUGUACCAAAGGAAUUAUCGAGGCUCUUUCAUAAGUUCCUAAAUGAUUUUGGAGAACUUGAGGCAGAAUGCAUUGGAAAUAGGCUCAAUGCAGGGAAAGGAAAAGGAGUUGAAAUCCCUGUGGACUACAGACUUGUGGCCAAUGAUUCAUAUCUGGGAAAGCUCAAGAGGAAAUUAUCUAAGAAGGACUUUGCUGAUGACAUCAACAUCAGUGAAAUUCAGCGAAUCACAGAAAACUCAACAAGAUAAAAAAACGCUCAUUGUUCAUAUAUCUAUCUAUCAGCCACAAGCAAAAACAAAUAAUGACCUCACAUUGACUUGAGAAGCUGAGGCAUUGCCCAUUGAGAGCUUUCGUUGUUUUGAUAUUUUGCAAUUAUUUAUUUCAUUGGGAUAUAUUUUGAUAUUUUACAUUUAAUAUUUUGUGAUUUUCACAGAGUUGGAGGUGGUCAGAAAGCUUUCUUUGAUACUGUAGUAGAGUACACUACUUGCAAAUACUUGGGGAAUUAUUUGAAUGGCAAACACAAUAG
Messenger RNA from Porites lobata, 689 nucleotides. Lineage: Eukaryota; Metazoa; Cnidaria; Anthozoa; Scleractinia; Poritidae. The record is from the annotation of a GenBank genome assembly.